AUGAAUUCUUUACCAAUUGCUCGAAUUGUUCAUCUUUCAAAAUGGCCAAAUACCAAUGGCUUUGGAUUUGUCCUGAAAGACUCCAAAUCAAAUGAAUAUCGCAUAGGAAAUGUGGAAGGAGGUCUACCAGCAGAAUCGGCAGGAGUAAUGGAAAAUGAUAUUGUGAUUGAAGUUAAUGGACGAACAAUAAAGGAUAUGAGCUAUUCUGAUGUCGUUAGCAUAAUCAAACAAUUUCCGGACAAAGUCUCCCUCAUGCUUCUUCAACCCUAUGAGAAGCAUAUAUUGCUCCGAAGAGGAGUAAAAAUAUCAUCGUCUACCUGCCCCGUUCAAACUAUCAAAGGACGAAAGAAUGCCGAUGCCACAACUGCUAUGAUUGGCCAAAAAAUGUCAGCUGAUACUAUAUCGAAGACUUUGAUCAAUUGUGAUCCUCAGACGGCCACCAACCUAAGCAAAGCACGUCUAGAUCUCCUUUCACCCCUCAUACCCUCCCGCAACAAGUAA
This is a messenger RNA of Rodentolepis nana, 501 nucleotides long. The record is from the annotation of a GenBank genome assembly. NCBI's taxonomy places the organism in Eukaryota, Metazoa, Platyhelminthes, Cestoda, Cyclophyllidea, Hymenolepididae.